CGAGCCCGCGGCCGCCGGCCAGAAGGAGAAGGACGAGGCGCUGGAGGAGAAGCUGAGGAACUUAACUUUCCGGAAGCAGGUCUCGUACAGGAAAGCAAUCUCCCGGGCAGGCCUCCAGCAUCUGGCUCCUGCACAUCCCCUCAGCCUUCCUGUGGCAAAUGGUCCAGCCAAGGAGCCCAGAGCGACUUUGGACUGGAGUGAGAAUGCCGUGAAUGGAGAACACCUGUGGCUGGAGACCAACGUCUCGGGAGACCUAUGCUACCUUGGAGAGGAGAACUGCCAAGUCAGAUUUGCAAAAUCAGCUCUCAGGAGGAAGUGUGCAGUCUGUAAAAUCGUCGUCCACACCGCCUGCAUUGAGCAGCUAGAAAAGAUUAAUUUCAGAUGUAAACCAACAUUUCGAGAAGGAGGCUCAAGGUCACCAAGAGAAAAUUUUGUACGUCAUCACUGGGUGCACAGGCGUCGGCAGGAGGGGAAAUGUAAGCAGUGUGGUAAGGGCUUCCAGCAAAAGUUCUCCUUCCACAGUAAAGAGAUUGUGGCUAUCAGCUGUUCCUGGUGCAAGCAGGCGUUUCACAAUAAGGUGACCUGCUUCAUGCUGCAUCACAUUGAAGAACCCUGCUCCCUGGGGGCUCAUGCUGCUGUUAUUGUCCCACCCACUUGGAUCAUUAAGGUGAAGAAACCUCAGAACUCACUGAAGGCUUCAAAUCGGAAGAAGAAGAGAACAAGCUUUAAAAGAAAAGCCAGUAAAAGAGGGAUGGAACAGGAAAACAAAGGUCGUCCUUUUGUGAUAAAACCCAUCUCUUCUCCUCUCAUGAAACCCUUGCUUGUAUUUGUGAAUCCCAAGAGUGGAGGCAACCAGGGAACCAAAGUCCUGCAGAUGUUCAUGUGGUACCUGAAUCCACGGCAAGUCUUUGAUCUUUCUCAGGAAGGGCCAAAAGAUGCGCUUGAACUGUAUAGGAAAGUACCAAAUCUGCGAAUUCUGGCCUGUGGUGGGGAUGGAACGGUGGGCUGGAUCCUUUCUAUCCUGGAUGAACUGCAGCUGAGCCCUCAGCCUCCCGUGGGGGUCCUUCCUCUGGGGACUGGGAAUGACCUGGCUCGAACUCUCAACUGGGGAGGGGGCUACACUGAUGAGCCUGUUUCUAAGAUCCUGUGCCAAGUGGAAGAUGGGACAAUUGUACAGCUAGAUCGCUGGAACCUCCAUGUGGAAAGAAACCCCGACUUGCCUCCAGAAGAACUUGAAGAUGGCGUAUGUAAGCUCCCUCUGAAUGUUUUCAAUAACUACUUCAGCCUUGGAUUUGAUGCUCAUGUCACACUGGAGUUCCAUGAAUCCAGAGAAGCAAAUCCAGAGAAAUUCAACAGUCGUUUUCGAAAUAAAAUGUUCUAUGCAGGGGCAGCUUUUUCUGACUUCCUACAGAGAAGUUCUAGAGAUCUGUCCAAACAUGUUAAAGUUGUUUGUGAUGGAACAGAUCUCACCCCAAAGAUUCAGGAACUGAAGUUCCAGUGUAUAGUAUUUUUAAAUAUACCCAGAUAUUGUGCUGGCACAAUGCCCUGGGGAAACCCAGGAGAUCACCACGAUUUUGAACCUCAGCGUCAUGAUGAUGGUUAUAUUGAAGUCAUUGGAUUUACCAUGGCCUCUUUGGCAGCCCUGCAAGUUGGGGGCCAUGGAGAGAGGCUACACCAGUGUCGAGAAGUCAUGCUUCUAACUUACAAAUCCAUCCCCAUGCAAGUGGAUGGGGAGCCCUGUAGGUUGGCCCCAGCUAUGAUUCGGAUCUCCCUGAGGAAUCAGGCCAACAUGGUACAGAAGAGCAAGAGGAGAACAUCCAUGCCUUUACUUAAUGAUCCCCAGUCUGUCCCAGAUCGUCUGAGGAUCCGGGUGAACAAAAUCAGUUUGCAAGACUAUGAAGGAUUCCACUAUGACAAGGAGAAACUCCGGGAAGCUUCUAUUUCAGCCUGGUUAAGAACCAUUGCUGGGGAACUAGUGCAGUCAUUUGGAGCGAUACCUCUGGGUAUUCUAGUUGUGCGUGGAGACUGUGAUUUGGAGACUUGCCGUAUGUACAUAGACCGCCUACAGGAGGACCUACAGUCAGUUUCUUCUGGCUCCCAGAGAGUUCAUUACCAGGACCAUGAAACCUCCUUCCCCAGGGCUCUCUCAGCACAGAGGCUCUCCCCUCGGUGGUGCUUCCUAGAUGACAGAUCUCAGGAACAUUUGCACUUUGUGAUGGAGAUUUCCCAAGAUGAGAUUUUUAUUCUGGACCCAGAUAUGGUGGUGUCACAGCCAGCGGGGACACCUCCGGGCAUGCCUGACCUGGUGGUGGAGCAAGCCUCGGGGAUCUCAGACUGGUGGAAUCCUGCCCUGCGGAAACGCAUGCUGAGUGACAGUGGGCUGGGGAUGAUAGCUCCCUAUUAUGAGGACUCAGAUCUGAAAGAUCUCAGCCACUCCCGCGUGCUACAGUCACCAGUCUCUUCAGAAGAUCAUGCAAUCUUGCAGGCGGUAAUAGCUGGUGAUCUUAUGAAGCUAAUAGAAAGCUAUAAAAAUGGAGGCAGUCUGCUAAUUCAGGGACCAGACCACUGUUCACUCCUUCACUACGCAGCUAAAACCGGCAACGGGGAGAUUGUGAAAUAUAUCCUUGACCACGGACCUUCCGAGUUAUUGGAUAUGGCAGACAGUGAAACGGGUGAGACUGCACUGCACAAGGCUGCCUGCCAGCGGAACCGGGCUGUGUGCCAGCUUCUGGUGGAUGCAGGAGCAUCUCUGAGAAAGACGGACUCCAAGGGUAAGACACCUCAAGAGAGAGCACAGCAGGCUGGGGACCCAGACUUGGCUGCUUACCUAGAAAGCCGUCAGAACUAUAAGGUCAUUGGCCAUGAGGACCUGGAAACUGCUGUUUGACCCUGGUAUUCAGGCAAAGAGAACGUGAGCAAGCGUAUCACAUCUGCCCUCCCUGCGAUCGGGCAGCUCCCCUGGAAGAAGCUGAUGGAAUUCAUAUAUCUGUCUCUCUCCUGCAAGAAUCUACCUGAGACCAUGCCACUCGUUUUUAAGGGCUACCAAGAUGUACAACAGAACAUGAUAGCCCAUUGAGAAGGAGGCAGGAUACCUGGAGAUUUGUGGAAUACAGUACGAGUUCCACAAAAUUUGAUCCUUAUUGCUUCCAGCAAGUAGCAUGAACUUCUGUGUUCACCUGUAUAAUUUAUUUUAAAGAUUCAAAGGAUGUUCGUAUAAACGGCACUGCUCCAUCCUCCCCCAUGCAUUGAUUUUUUUUUUCCCUGUACCAUACAAUUCUACUGUAACUACCCAUUAACUUUAAAAAAAUAUAUUAUCUCUUCUCUUUACAUUCAGUCUUGGAAGACCACAAGAUUGUCUGAAGGCCUUCUAAAACCCUCUGAAUGUCCUGCAGAAAUAUAACUGUAAAACCACUUCCAUUUCCAAGACUAAAUAUAUCAAGACUAUUUAGUGACUCUCUCUGCAUGUCCCCACCACCCCCCAACCCUCCGUUUCAUUAUAUAGGAGCUGGGAAGUGCCACAUGGAUAAUGUCAACUUGUGUGCUAUAUUUCUGAGGAAUGGUGAGGUGGCAUGGGAGAUGUCUGUGCUUGGAGGUACCUCAGAGAGGUAACCCAGGGGUCAGCCCAGGCUGCUGGGCUGUAGCCAAUAGCCAUGCAGGACUGGUUCAGCUUGGGCUGUCUGUACAGCUCCGUACUGCCUAUGUGUAGCCAUCUUUGCCUUUUGCUGCAAUAGAAGAUGAGCAAAGGAUUAAACAGAGACCCACAGCUAGUCUGCAGAACCACUCAAUUUUAAGUGCUGUUUAAAUUGCAGAGGAGAUAAUCAUGUGUGGGAACUGUGGUUACGGGAAAUGGAGCACUCUAACAAUGUUUACUUCUAAACUUUGUUGAGUGAUAAUAGAAAGCACCCUAAUUGACUUGAAAAAAACAAAAGCAAAAGCAAAAGUAGCAACAUAUGUCAACAUAUGUCACUGAAGUAGAAAACAGUCAUUGGGAUGUUGCACAAAGGCUAAUAACUAUAGACUGUUGGAUACAGUGGUGAGAGGAGCCCCGUUUUAGGUCUUUCUUUUAGGUUUUUGGUUUUUAUUACUCCAAGUAAUCCUUGACCCAUGGACAAAGGUUUAUUGUAUGAGUUCCACUGCCAGAUUUAUGGGAUGCCCAGAUCAUUCAGAAGGAUGCUUCAACUAUUAUUUGUCAGGUCCAAAGGUCGUACUUGAUAACCCCAUUUUCUAUGCAUGGGGUAGUCUAAUAUAUUAUUUUAUCUACUUUAUUUUCCCCUUUCAGAAAGUCCUUAGUGCAAACUACCAUGGGAAUCUAGCCAGAAAUGUCUGUCGGAUAGUUAGAAUUGUAACAUCUAAACCUGCCACGGAUCAAAUGGUACUUACAGGUACCUCUAUUAGGGACUCUGUGAUACCUAAAAUAUCAAAAGAAAAUGUCUGUCUUUCUGUCCGAAUAUCUACUUGACUUGGGGUAAGUCACAAAUAAAAGUGGGCGUCCAAGGAUUUUGCUUUUGGCGAAAUCUGAUGUGUCCUGAGCUUAUUUUCAUUUUGUCCUUGGACACAGCAUAGUGCUUCCCUAAUGUUUCUACAUAUGACCAUGAAUAAUAGUGUCUCUAC
This is a messenger RNA of Mandrillus leucophaeus (drill), 4611 nucleotides long. It is a transcript of the gene DGKI, whose product is annotated as diacylglycerol kinase, iota. NCBI's taxonomy places the organism in Eukaryota, Metazoa, Chordata, Mammalia, Primates, Cercopithecidae. Gene Ontology annotation, biological process: intracellular signal transduction; diacylglycerol metabolic process; regulation of synaptic transmission, glutamatergic. Gene Ontology annotation, cellular component: nucleus. The transcript is spliced from 34 exons. The coding region runs from base 590 to 2887 and encodes 765 amino acids. Gene Ontology annotation, molecular function: ATP-dependent diacylglycerol kinase activity; protein binding. The record is from RefSeq and is a predicted model, not a curated record.